AUGAAGGGGUUAAAGCUGCUCCUAAGCUGUAGACAUGCGCAGAGCGGGUACUACCCUCACGGGGGUGACACCUCCCCCCUGGAGAGUACCCACCAAAAGGAGGAAAAAAUUAACUUCAAUUUGAUCAUCAAAAUAGAUAUCAAGAGGGAGUCCCUAAGAGGGAUGUGCACUCUAACGCAUAGUGUAGACAGGAACAAGAAAAUUCUAGUGCUGGUGGAUGAGGAUCACCAGGCUCUAAAGAAGGCUGGGGCAGAUUAUGUGGGGUUAGAAUACAUUAACAGAAUAAAGAACGGGUGGCUAGACUUCCACAUGUGUCUCUCCAAUUUUAAAAACAUUAAUAAGAUCCUCCCAAUCGCCAAAAUAUUAGGGCCUAAAAAGCUCAUGCCAAAUGUGAAAUCUAAUACGUUGGUUCAUAACCUGGUGGAUGCCAUCCUGAGCAUUAAAAGUGGGAACCGGGUUGAGUACCGUAGUGAACAGAUAGAUGCAGAGACGUUUGACUUAUUCCAUCAGAUUUACCAUUUUAAAAACGUCCACUUAGGGUCAGUGGCCACCCUAAAUGUAAGUAUUGCAUCUACCGAGAUGAACCCACAUGACACGCUCGAAAAUAUGAAGUGCUUUGUUACGGAAAUUUUAAAGUGCAACGUUCACUCGAGUCACACGGAGAAGGAUGCUAAGCCCGCCUUCACCUGGCCACCCGUCACUUGCAAGAGGAAGAGGAAUAAGAUGCGGCACUUGCAGGGGGGUGGGGGUGGUAGUCCCCUCCUCUUCACUGGUGGGGGGCAGCCCUCCGAGUCCUUCCUCCUGGGGGCCUACGUCACUGUGCCCGGCCUGCCGAAGAUAUUUCUGCAUCCCCACCUGCUGCUCCCCCACUCGGAGGGCUACUCCGUUUAG
Molecule: messenger RNA, 891 nt
Organism: Plasmodium vivax (malaria parasite P. vivax)
Lineage: Eukaryota; Apicomplexa; Aconoidasida; Haemosporida; Plasmodiidae
Product: 50S ribosomal protein L1, putative
Exons: 1
Coding region: 1-891 (296 amino acids)
Source: RefSeq, a predicted model, not a curated record